ACAUGGGAAAUUUAGAUAGACUGGUAACAAGUCAAGUUGUGUUUACUACAAAUUUUCGCUAUGAACACGCUUUUCUUAUAUUUGAUUGCCUUUUCUUUCAUAACAGUGAGUAAUGCUUGCUCGUGUGUCCCACGAGACACGUCAACGCCAGMGUUUUUAUGCUGCAACGAUUACGUUUUGCGAGGUACAGUCGUAAAGAGUGUUGUAAAGGGAAGCAGUUCAAGACCAGAAAGUCAAGAAAGAGUGUUCACGGUGARAGUCCAAGARAUCUUUAAAGGAAAAGAGAAAAUCAAAGAGAUAGCUGGUGAUACAUCGAACGUAAGCAUUUCUACAGCAGCUGAUAGUGCAGCUUGUGGAACAGACAUCCCAYUAAACAAAGAUUAUUUCAUCUCAGGAAAUUUCUGGGAAAAUAAAAUUAGAAGCCAAGCAUGUAACAGCUGGUACGUAGAGUGGAGCAGUGUUGAAAAGUCAUUCAAAGACUUCACACCAAAGCUCAAGACCUGCCCUUGUGGAGAGAWUUCUGGGAAAAUAAAAUAAAAAGCACAGCAUGUAACAGUUGGUACGUAGAGUGGAGCAGUGUUAAAAAGUCAUUCAAAGACUUCACACUACAAAGCUCAAGACCUGCCCUUGUGGAGUUAGUUGUCGUUCGCCGUUACAGAUCUUAGUAGCACUUGCAGUACUAACUGGCAUAGUGAACUAUUCAUAAAUACACUCAUAGUUGCGUAGAGUUGUCUGUUAUCAUUACAGACCCUUAAUAACAAURUCAUCUGACUACGCAGGCAGUAGUCAAUAAACAAUUAUCUUAAAACUUUGUACGAGCUAAUCGCGAUCAACUGCAGGACCUUAGCUAAGGGAGAACAGGCGAUGCAUGAGCAAACCUCCAAUAAAAGACCCACUCAACCAUCUCAUAAUUUCUUGAAACACUAAAUGAAGAAUGUAUAUCGCAAACAAUGCCGCCUGAUAUGAAUAAGAUAAAAUAUAUAAUAACGUCAAUGCAUGUCAAAAAUAUCACACUGUAAAGAUUAAAAAAGGUCCUUAAUACCGAUUGCAGUCCCAUUUUAUCUAUUUYAAACAAAUUUUGACAAACCUACUGGAUGUAACAAUAAAAUGUCCACUGAUUUUA
Messenger RNA from Exaiptasia diaphana, 1123 nucleotides. RefSeq lists its product as uncharacterized. The transcript is spliced from 4 exons. The coding region runs from base 61 to 537 and encodes 158 amino acids. Gene Ontology annotation, biological process: negative regulation of membrane protein ectodomain proteolysis; negative regulation of endopeptidase activity. The record is from RefSeq and is a predicted model, not a curated record. Gene Ontology annotation, cellular component: extracellular matrix. Gene Ontology annotation, molecular function: metalloendopeptidase inhibitor activity; protease binding. NCBI's taxonomy places the organism in Eukaryota, Metazoa, Cnidaria, Anthozoa, Actiniaria, Aiptasiidae.